Haliotis rufescens (red abalone) is the source of this 4765-nucleotide messenger RNA. RefSeq names its product ankyrin-3-like. Gene Ontology annotation, cellular component: ciliary inversin compartment. Lineage: Eukaryota; Metazoa; Mollusca; Gastropoda; Lepetellida; Haliotidae. Gene Ontology annotation, biological process: protein localization to ciliary inversin compartment. Bases 575 to 2632 code for a protein of 685 amino acids. Gene Ontology annotation, molecular function: protein binding. The record is from RefSeq and is a predicted model, not a curated record. The transcript is spliced from 3 exons.
UGGAAAAUGUCGUCAUACAUGUCACAUAUUCUAUAACAAAUAGGAAAGCAUGUCCAUGAUACGAAACGGUGGCUUGGUAACAUUUACUUCCGGUGAACAUUGAUAUGUAAACAACAACGAAAGCAUGCGGUAAUUAAUUACUGUUGCACAAUUUUGACACUGUCAAAGUAAUCACGGCUAAUGCAUCAUUUACCACAAGACACUGACUCCUUUCAAAAACUAUGGAAGAUAAUGAAUCGGACACGCACUGAUAGCGCGACCGUGUAGGCGACGCGAGUGUCCAGUGAGUAGCGCUAUCAGCGGGGCAGUCAGUCACGAGUUAGAAAACUUGCAUCUGGCAGACUGACAGAAAGUGGGAUGUUGUGAGACUGACGUGUAGUGUGAUGGCCCGGGAUGAAGAGACUGUCUGGUGAAUACAGGAACCUGUUGCAGGUGCAUCUGUCAUGUGCAUCUGUUGUGUGCAUUGUGGCGCAUCAGUAUCACAAUGAGUAGACGUUGUUCUAUAGCUGUUACACUACUCUGUUUGGAUUCUUUAUGACAGCAUUUUUAGAAUAAGAAAAAUCUACAAGCAACCAUGGCUGAAUCAGAUCCCACUAUUUUGCCUCUUGAUGCUGCCUUGUCUAUUUCCCCACCCACAAGCACACAACCUGCUGCCACGCCUACCAACACACAUCUUGCUGCCACGCCCACCAACACAUCUUCAGUGUGUCAGCUGUGCAGAUGUAUUCAAAAUGAAGACUUUACUCAAGCCAGGCUGAUGGUUCGAGAAAGGAGUCAAGAGAUAUUCGAUCCGGACAAACGAGCUGUUUACAAUAUCAUUCACUACUACCAAACCUACCUCAAUUCUAGGUCAGAUGGCUUAGAUAUCCCGAAAUCUGAUUUGUGGAAAAUCCCCAGCAUCAGCCAAUCAGAAACCAGGUUGCAAUUACUGGACAUAUUGAGACUAUUGUUACAGGCUGACCUUGACCCCAACGUCAAGACGGGAUCCGAGACACCUCUAAUGGCGGCAGUGCGGACUCAUGAUGAGAGUCUGAUACUGAUUCUGCUGCAGCAUGGCGCUGAUCCAAACCUGUGUGACGGACGUGAGGAAAUGAACGCCUUUGCCUUGUCAAUCAUUCUGAAUGAUGUGUCGACGGUGGAGCAGCUGUUGCAUUAUGGGUCAAACGUCAAUGCUGUCUGCUGUGGGACCGUGACGCCACUGCAGCUGUCGAUGAACAAGAGCGUGCACAUCUCCAAACUCCUGCUUCAGAGUGGUGCAGAUAUUCAGCAGGUGCUGACGAUGCCGUCCGCCCACGAGGUGCAGAUAAUGGUACCACCACUCAUCCAGGCCGUUGGGCGUGGGAACAUCUACCUUGUGUCAGUGCUUCUUGAACAUGGGGAGGACGUAAACCAGACGUACGGCGACCACUCGGAAACUCCGCUGCACCUCGCUGUGAAGAACGGUGACUAUCACAUGGUAGAGAUGCUUAUUCAGUACGGAGCCUCUCUCAAUAAACUCAGUGGGCGGGGUCACACUGCUCUAGGCUUGAUGCUGACAUCAGGCAGCGCAGGGGACAACAGGAUAGCUCGGCUGUUGUUGAAAUGUGGCUGUAGUCGGAGGAGAGAGACCAUCAUCUCCAUGUUCCAGAGAUCCUACCCACCGAUAUUUGUGGCGUGUUUUAUGGGGAACAAGGAAAUUGUUGAUUUGUUGAUUGAAGAAGAUGAGUCACAGUGUGAUGCCUCUAGAGCAGUGUGUGGAGUUCAGAACAUGACAGUGUUAGGAGCUUCUGUUCAGGAAUAUGGGUGUGACAACGAAGAAACUGAAGUUGAGAAAGUUUUUGCUGAAAAACAUUUACAAACAAAAUCAAAACUGAAAAGAAAACCAAAGUCUUCUGGCGAACCUGAAACUAUGUUGAACUGCACCGCGGCUGAUGGUUGUUCCCCGGUCAUUAUGGCAGCCCUGGGGGGUCAUUACACCCUCGUGAAGCAUCUGCUUCAUCUCGGGGCAGAUCCACACAUCAUCUGCUGCCAUGGCAACCUGACCCACGCAGCCGUGCUGAGUUCGAGUGCAGAGAGUCUGGACUUGCUGGAGCUGGCGACGAGUCUGGGCUGCAACUUGAACCUGGUGAACGAGUACGGGAACACCCCUCUCCAUCUCUCGGCUCGCAUCAACGUCCCAGACGUCUGCCGCUACUUGGUGGAGCAGGGGGCGCUCCUCAAUGUGCGGGACCGGUUCGGGGAGACGGCGCUGUCCGCCAGCGUGUACUUCGGCUGCGAGGACAACUCUCGCAUCCUCAUCCAGCAGGGUGCAGACAUGAACAUCGCCGACUCCAGUGGCACAACAGCCAUGUACUGGUCCAUCUUCAACUGUCGUGAACCGACGCUGCGCCUGCUGCUGUCUGCCGGAGCGUCCUUCACCCCGGAACAGUUCACCAAGUACCCCCGGAACCUGAAGGUUAUGCGUAACGAGCAGCUGGUGACCUUCAUCCAGGAGUCUGUGUGUCAGCCAAGGUCACUUGCCGCCCUGGCUGUGUUCCAGGUCCGCCAGGUCAUCUCAAGGGUCAUGGGAGGUCGCAGUGUCAAGGACAGUGUCUUACAACUUCCUGUGCCUGACAAGGUCAAAGACAGUGUUCUGCUUCUUAACGAUAUAUGACCCCGUGAUUUAUGACCCGGUGAUAUAUAACCCAGGGAUAUAUGACCCGGUGAUAUAUGACCCAGUGAUAUAUAACCCGUUGAUAUAUGACCCAGUGAUAUAUGACCCAUUGAUAUAUGACCCGCUUGAUAUAUAACCCCAUGAUAUAUGACCCAGCGAUAUAUGACCUGGUGAUAUAUGACCCGGUGCUAUAUGACCCCAUGAUAUAUGACCCAGGGAUAUAUGACCGAGUGAUAUAUGACCCAGUGCUGUAUGACCCAGGGAUAUAUGACCAAGUGCUAUAAGACCCAGUGCUAUAUAACCCAAUGCUAUAAGACCCAGUGCUAUAUGACCCAGGGAUAUAUGACCAAGUGCUAUAUGACCCAGGGAUAUAUGACCCAGGGAUAUAUGACCAAGUGCUAUAAGACCCAGGGAUAUAUGCCCCAAUGCUAUAAGACCCAGUGCUAUAUGACCCAGGGAUAUAUGACCAAGUGCUAUAUGACCCAGGGAUAUAAGACCCAGGGAUAUAUGACCCAGUGCUAUAUGACCCAGGGAUAUAAGACCCAGGGAUAUAUGACCCAGGUCUAUUUGCUUGGUUUCUAAGAAGACUCGUGAUUUUUGUCAUCUGGAAACUUUUUUAAUUACAUCUAGAAGCAUAUAUUUUAAUCAGUAUUAAUAUAUUGUUUGCAAAUCUUUAUUUGUUCAAUCAUAUUUUAAUCUGUUCAUGGGCACCUGUGUCAUCACUGAUUUUCAGUGAUCCAAUCAAAUAAUUUUCGUCACGACUUUGCCUUUUAUGCCAGUAGAGUCUGUUUAAGAUGGUCAAGACUGUUAUUCUCAGGUGCUGCCUGUUUAGUGUGUGGAAGCACCCAGGAACUAUGUAAUGGGAGUGUGUUGAAGCACCCAGGAACUGUGUGGUGGUAGUGUGUGGAAGCACCCAGGAACUGUGUUGUGGGAGUCUGUUGAAGCACCCAGGAACUGUGUAGUGGGAGUGUGUGGAAGCACCCAGGAACUGUGUAGUGGGAGUCUGUGGAAGCACCCAGGAACUGUGUAGUGGGAGUGUAUGGAAGCACCCAGGAACUGUGUAUUGGGAGUCGGUGAAAGCACCCAGGAACUGUGUAGUGGGAGUCUGUGGAAGCACCCAUGAACUGUGUAUUGGGAGUGUGUGGAAGCACCCAUGAACUGUGUAGUGGGAGUGUGUUGAAGCACCCAGUAACUGUGUAGUGGGAGUGUGUGGAAGCACCCAGGAACUGUGUAGUGGAAGUGUGUUAAAGCACCCAGGAGCUAUGUUGUGGGAGUGUGUGAAAGCACCCAGGAACUGUGUAGUGGGAGUGUGUUGAAGCACCCAGGAACUGUGAGUGGGAGUCUGUUGAAGCACCCAGGAACUGUGUAGUGGGAGUCUGUUGAAGCACCCAGGAACUGUGUAGUGGGAGUGUGUGGAAGCACCCAGGAACUGUGUAGUGGGAAUGUGUUGAAGCACCCAGUAACUGUGUAGUGGGAGUCUGUUGAAGCACCCAGGAACUGUGUAGUGGGAGUCUGUUGAAGCACCCAGGAACUGUGUAGUGGGAGUCUGUGGAAGCACCCAGGAACUAUGUAAUGGGAGUGUGUUGAAGCACCCAGGAACUGUGUGGUGGUAGUGUGUGGAAGCACCCAGGAACUGUGUUGUGGGAGUCUGUUAAAGCACCCAGGAACUGUGUAGUGGGAGUGUGUGGAAGCACCCAGGAACUGUGUAGUGGGAGUGUGUGGAAGCACCCAGGAACUGUGUAGUGGGAGUGUGUGGAAGCACCCAGGAACUGUGUAGUGGGAGUGUGUUGAAGCACCCAGGAACUGUGUAGUGGGAGUCUGUGGAAGCACCUAGGAACUGUGUAGUGGGAGUGUGUGGAAGCACCCAGGAACUGUGUAGUGGGAGUGUGUGGAAGCACCCAGGAACUGUGUUGUGGGAGUGUAUGGAAGGACCCAGGAACUGUGUUGUGGGAGUGUGUGGAAGCACCCAGGAACUGUGUAGUGGGAGUGUAUGGAAGGACCAAGGAACUGUGUAGUGGGAGUCUUUUGAUAUGUACCAGGGAUUCACACCGGUUUCCGAGAUGUUGAUAAUAAAUCCACACCCAAUAAGUUCCCAAAGGCAUUAUAAUUAUAAUUAAUGUUUUAUCUUUGAAA